Molecule: messenger RNA, 3511 nt
Organism: Aricia agestis (brown argus)
Lineage: Eukaryota; Metazoa; Arthropoda; Insecta; Lepidoptera; Lycaenidae
Gene: Lrpprc2
Product: leucine-rich PPR motif-containing protein, mitochondrial
Exons: 16
Coding region: 85-3222 (1045 amino acids)
Molecular function (GO): protein binding
Source: RefSeq, a predicted model, not a curated record
GAAGUGCGGAUAUGAGAUAAUUUAUUUAGAAUUUGUAUUUAUAAAAAAUUAGCGUUCAUAUCCGAUAAUUAUUAAAGUAUUACAAUGCUAGCCAACAGAUAUAUAAAACUAAUGAGAUUAACAAGAGUCUUAGAAAUUAAUAAAUAUAAUUUUAAUAAUUGCAUUUCGAUAAACAGCAAAGAUCGAAGCCGAACCAGGAAUAAAUACAGUCUAUACGAAACCUUGGUAAAUGCGAGGCCAAUAGUAUCCUCGGUUGUAGUACAAGACAAAACUAAUCUACGCAAGACCGUCUCGUCGCAGGAAGUUCUAGAGAAACUUGUCGCAGGGCUCUCUACUGAUAUUUACCAAAAGAACAGAGUGUAUAAAAAUGAUUUGAUGCGAGUUAUGAGUAAGGUCAAGGAGGGAAACUUCUGUACAAAGAAACAGAGCCUGCUGCUACUGCGAUGUUGUACACAACUGUUAGCCGAUGAGGCACCGGCGACGCGACUCGACUUGGCUGAACAGAUAUGGAAUACUAUCAGGUCACACACAGAACUGACGGUGGAUCACUACAAUGAGCUGCUGAAGGUGUACAUUGACAAUGGGAAGUGGCUGACAGUUAGCUCAUUUGUGCAGGAGAUGUCACCGAUCAUACCCAACAUUACCACCUAUGAGCUCAUGCUGAGGGCUCUCGGAGAGGCGGGAGACAUUGAUCAAGCUACAGAGGUAAUAUCCAACAUGAAGACUCAAGGUAUAGCUGCCACCGAGAAUGUCUUCAACUCACUCAUAAUUGGUCAGGGGAAAGCCGGGAGGAUAGAGAGCGUGCAGGAGGUGCUGUCGGUGAUGAAGUCGCUGCGGCUGGAGUACUCGGCGGACACGUACACAGCCGCGGCGCGCGCGUACGCCGCCGCCCGCCAGCACGACCUCGUGGUCAGCACGCUCGACGCCGCGCUCGCGAGCGGCAUUCAGCUCGGUGAAACGCACGUCAUGGAGAUCGUUAAAACUCUCGCCGCCGUCGAAGGUGACAGCAUCAUACCAAAAGUGCUGAAAUACCUCCCAGAGGAGACCCUGCGGAGGCCGUCCAUCAGCCCGGUGAUGCAGGCGGCGGCGACGCAGCUGGUGUUCGCGGGGCGGGCGGGCGCGGCGCUGGCGCUGUACGAGUGCCUGCCGCUGCCGGCGUUCGGACCGCGCGACGACCGCGGUCUGCACGGCCGGAGCCUCGUCCGGGACUGCGUGAAGGCAGGGCUGCCGUCGGGCGUGAUAGCCGACGUGGCGGAGGCGCUGAUGGUGUCGGGGCGCAACCCCAUCGCCAUACAGAACGCGGCGGAGGCGGCGCUGCAGCUCGCCCGCGGGCCGCUCGCCACCGACCUGCUCACCCACAUGGCGCGCCUCGACCUGCCGCUGCGCCCCCACUACUUCUGGCCGAUCCUGCUGCAGGCCGCCAAAACGCACGGGGAGAAAGGCGUGAUGCGCGCGCUGGCGACGAUGGCGCGGAUGGGUGUGCGGGCGGACCACGAGACGCUGGCGACGUACGCGCUGCCGCACGUGUCGCACGCCGCGCCGCAGUCGCUCGUGCGCAAGCUGCAGGCGGCCGGCGUCGCGCUCGGCGACGCGGUCACCGCCGUCGCCGCCGUCCUGCUUCACGCCGGACAAGUGCGCGCCGCCAGCGAGAUCUGCGAGAUAUUCUCGGCGAAGGUGGACGCGGAGGUGCUUGUGAAGGCGCUGGCGGCGGGCUACGGCGGUGCCAGCGACGCGCGCCACGCGGUGCACCUGCUGGAGGACGUCACGGAGAAGGCGCGCGACCCUGCCCAGGACUGGGUGGGCCGCUUCCUGUGCGAGCUCGUCCGACAGAGGAGGGGCUUCGACGUGAACAAACUGACGGCCGUGGUCGAGGCGUUGGAGUCGACGAAGCUGCGGAUAUCGUCGUCGGCGGCGGAGUACUGCCUGUCGCGGGUGCCGCGCUGCCCCGCGCCGCUGCCCGCCGCGCUCGCCGCCAUCACCGACCCCGCCCGACCCGACGACGUCACGCUCGCCCACCGCGUCCCCCACCCUAGGGACAUGGACGAGGCGGGCCUGGAGAGCCACCUGCGCGAGCUGGAGGCGAAGGGGCUGAACACGCGCGGCGUGCUGCGGCGCCUGCUGCAGCGCCACGUGCGCCGCGCCGACCUGCCCGCCGCGCGCCGCGUCGCCGACAAGUGUCGCGCCGAGGGGGUGGAGCUGUCGGCGGGCAUGCGGGCGGCGAUCGUGGAGCUGCACGUGCGGGUGGGUGAGCUGGACGCGGCGGAGCUGGCGCUGGCGGAGCUGCGCCGCGCCGCACCCAACUUCACGCUGGACGAGCACAAGCUGCUGGACCUGGCCGCGCUCGCGGUGCGCCACCACCGCCUCGACGACGCGCUGCGCCUGCUCGACGAUCACGCCCGCACCAGGGUGGUACGGGGCGGGGCGGGCGUGGCGGGCAACUGCCGGCGGCUGCUGGAGGCGGUGGCUGCGGCGGAGGGGACGGGGGCGGCGGACGUGCGCCGCGCGCUGCGGACGCUCACCACCGGCGGGUACUGCCGCGCUGACACCGCGCUGCUCGCGCCCAUUGUCCGCGCGCAUCUCAACAGGGACGACUUGGCGGGCGCGGUGCGGGAGCUGGCGAGCCUGGCGGAGCAGUACAACAAGACGCCGCUCAAGCACGAGGUGCUGUGCGUGCUGCUCACGGCGCUGGGCGAGCGCGCCGCCGCCCGCGCACUGGGCGAGCGGGCGGAGGGCGACGCGGCGGGCGGCGCGGCGGGCGGCGGGGAGGGGGGGCUCGCUGACCUCGUGCGGGCCGUGCUUGACAUCGACCGCCGGUUACACGGCGCCGGGGCACAGAUAUCGGUGCUGGCCGCGCUGGCGGAGGUGGGGCAUGCGAGCACGCUGCGGCGGCUGCUGCUGGACCCCACGUUCACGUUCCCCGGCGCGGCGCUGGCGCGGCAGUGCGCGCGCUGGGCGGACGAGCGCCGCGCGCGCCCGCUGCGCACCCUCGCGGACGCCGCGCGCGGCCUGCGCCGCCUCGACCUCGCGCACCUCUACGAGCUGCUCAUGGACGUCUACCAGCGGGAGGACGACGUGUCGGCGGCGCUGGAGCUAUGGCGGGAGCUGCAGGAGCGCGACGUGCCGCCGUCGCCGCGACUGUCGCGGACGCUGCGCGCGCUGUGCGACGCCAACCACGCCCCGCCGCCGCCGGGCCUCGUGCGACAGACGACCGCCGCCUCCUAGGGUGGCGACCCAUCUACCGUGUUCCGAACGAGAGUUUUUGUCGCCGCUAGUAAUAUAAUAUUAAGGUAUUGAAACAGCGCUCUAGUGGCAAUCGAUUCGAUGCCCUAGAAACGCAGGUAAUUUUCCCCGACGAGUAGCGGUCGCGACUCGGUCGAGACGCGGCUCGGGCGCGCUGUGCCGGUAUCGACCGGUAUUGACAGUGACGCACUGCGAGUUAUUAAAAUAAGUUCAUUCUGUUAAGUUCGUAGAAUCUGUGAUAUUAACUACUACAAUAAAUAUUUAUUGUUUU